Molecule: messenger RNA, 5003 nt
Organism: Xyrauchen texanus (razorback sucker)
Lineage: Eukaryota; Metazoa; Chordata; Actinopteri; Cypriniformes; Catostomidae
Product: vacuolar protein sorting-associated protein 41 homolog
Exons: 29
Coding region: 170-2734 (854 amino acids)
Biological process (GO): protein targeting to vacuole; endosomal vesicle fusion; vesicle-mediated transport
Cellular component (GO): late endosome; HOPS complex
Molecular function (GO): protein binding
Source: RefSeq, a predicted model, not a curated record
UUUACUCAGCGCCCACCAACGCAGCGCAUAAGUGUUCUGGUUUACAAACGUUUUAUUCUGCAAAACAUAUUAUUUGAGUGUAUAUAAAAUUAUUAAUACUGGCGAGACACCAUGGCUUCAUAAUAUAAGACGAAAUUUGCCUUAUUUCUGCACAGCUGGAUCUUGAAUCAUGGCGGAAGUGGAGGUGCAGGGCAGAAAACCAAGCGAAGAGUCAACAGAUGACUCUGAGGAGGAGGACUCGGAGGAGGAACCUAAACUGAAGUAUGAGCGCCUGACCAAUGGAGUGACAGAGAUCUUGCAGAAGGAUGCGUCCAGCUGCAUGACAGUGCAUGACAAGUUCCUGGCUCUUGGGACACACUUCGGAAAGGUUUACCUCCUGGAUAUCCAAGGAAAUGUUACACAGAAGUUUGAAAUUAGUCCAGUGAAGAUAAAUCAGAUCAGUUUAGAUGAGAGUGGUGAACAUGUUGGCAUCUGCUCUGAGGAUGGAAAGGUGCAAGUGUUUGGCCUGUACACCAGGGAGGGCUUCCAUGAAAACUUUGACUGCCCCAUCAAGGUUGUGGCACUACACCCUCAGUUCAGCAAAUCCAACAAUAAACAAUUUGUGACUGGAGGAAAUAAGCUGUUUCUUUAUGAGAGGAACUGGCUGAACCGUUGGAAGACCUCUGUUCUUCAUAAAGGAGAAGGCAACAUUACCAAUGUAAAAUGGAGAGCCAACCUCAUCGCCUGGGCAAACAAUGUGGGGGUGAAAAUCUAUGACAUCAGCAGUAAACAGCGCAUCACUAACGUGUUACGGGACAAUACCAGUCUGAGGCCGGAUAUGUACCCCUGUAGUCUGUGCUGGAAAGACAACACCACACUGAUCAUUGGCUGGGGCUCUUCUGUCAAGAUAUGUGUUGUUAAAGAGCGUGACCCAACGGAGAUGAGAGACCUACCCGGUCGCUACGUUGAGAUCGUUUCAGCAUUUGAGACAGAGUUCUUCAUCAGUGGACUGGCUCCUCUGGCAGAUCAGCUGGUCACACUGUAUUAUGUCAAAGAGAACUCGGAACACUUGGAGGAGGAGUUCCGAACACGGCCUCGUUUAGACAUUAUCCAGCCAUUACCAGAGGGCUGUGAGGAGAUCUCGUCAGAUGCUCUCACUGUACGCAACUUCCAGGAGAACCAGUGCAGGGACUACGGGCUCGAACACUCAGAAGGAGAAUCUCUGUUCUACAUCAUCAGUCCUAAAGACAUCGUAGUGGCUAAAGAAAGAGACCAAGAUGACCACAUCGACUGGCUCCUGGAGAAGAAGAAAUAUGAGGAGGCACUGAUGGCUGCAGAAAUCAGCUUCAAAAAUAUUAAACGACAUGACGUUCAGAAAAUUGGAAUGGCUUACCUUAAUCAUUUAGUGGAGAGGGGAGAUUAUGAUACAGCUGCCAGAAAGUGCCAAAAAGUGCUAGGAAAGAACAUGGAUCUCUGGGAGAAUGAGGUGUACAGGUUCAAAACCAUUGGACAGUUAAAGGCCAUCAGUCAGUACCUGCCAAGAGGAGACCUGCGCCUGCGGCCAGCCAUUUAUGAGAUGAUCCUACAUGACUUCCUCAAGACUGACUAUGAGGGCUUUGCCACGUUGAUUCGUGAGUGGCCGGGUGAGCUCUAUAAUAACAUGGCUGUAGUUCAGGCAGUGAAUGAACAACUAAAGAAGGACCCCAACAAUAGUAUACUCCUCACAACACUGGCUGAGCUGUACACUUAUGACCAGCGUUAUGACCGCGCUCUGGAAAUCUACCUGAGAUUGAGACACAAAGACGUUUACCAACUCAUUCACAAACACAACCUCUUCUCCUCCAUCAAUGACAAGAUCGUGCUGCUCAUGGAUUUUGACAAAGAGAAAGCUGUUGAUAUGCUGCUGGAUAAUGAAGAUAAAAUAUCGAUGAACAAAAUAGUGGAGGAAUUGAAAGACAGACCUGAGCUGUUACAUGUGUAUUUACACAAACUGUUUAAGCGAGACCACCAUAAGGGGCAGAAGUACCACGAAAGGCAGAUCAGUUUGUAUGCAGAGUUUGACCGACCCAACCUGCUACCCUUCCUCAGAGAGAGCAUGCACUGCCCGCUUGAAAAGGCUCUGGAGAUCUGUCAGCAGAGGCACUUUGUAGAAGAGACAGUUUUUCUGCUCAGUCGCAUGGGAAACUGCAGACAGGCCCUACAGAUGAUCAUGGAGGAGCUAGCGGAUGUGGACAAGGCCAUCGAGUUUGCCAAAGAGCAGGAUGACAGAGAACUCUGGGAGGAUCUCAUUUCAUACUCUAUUGACAAACCACCGUUUAUCACAGGCCUCUUGAAUAACAUUGGGACCCAUGUGGACCCCAUUCUACUCAUUCACCGGAUUAAAGAAGGGAUGGAGAUUCCUAACCUCAGAGACUCACUGGUCAAGAUCCUGCAAGACUACAAUCUACAAAUAUUACUGAGAGAGGGCUGUAAGAAGAUCCUGGUGGCAGACUCACUAUCUCUACUGCAGAGGAUGCACAGGACACAAAAUAGAGGAGUGCGGGUGGAUGAGGAAAACAUCUGUGAAUCUUGUCACACUCCCAUUUUACCUUCAGACACAGCCCAGGUAUUCAGUGUGGUGGUGUUUCACUGCAGACACAUGCUUCACAAGGAUUGUCUGCCGUCCCCAGGAACCGUCCCAGGACUACAGUAUUGUAACAUCUGCAGCGCAAAGCGGAGAGGGCCAGGCAGUGGCAUACUUGAGAUGAAGCAAUAAUAUUUGCUCCUCAUUCUGUUUACAUUUAUACACGCAACUACCACUUUCUCAUUAGAGGCUAUUAAAAAAUGAAAUAAUAUGCAUAUUGAUUACAUUGUAUUUAUUAAUGCAAGCUUCUGUUGCUCUUCACACUAAAUGGUUUGAAAGAAAUUGCCAACGCAUGAGACAUUUUUGAAAAAUAAUGCAACCAAAUUCCACCAAUUUCUGAUGGCUUUUUCUUGGGUAUGAAUAUGAUAAAUUGUUUAAAAAUGCCUUUCCCUACAGCUACUAAUUAAAUGUGAAAAAGCUGGGGUUUUGAUUACUCUGUGUUUUCCAUUAAUUACCUAGACUGUGACAGCCUGGAUUUUUGAAGGGGCAAGAGAAAGAUAAUUUUACUGACCGGACAAACAGACUGAUUUUGUCAAUAAACAAAAAAAAUUAAAUAAAUAAAUAACCAUAUAGAUUUGUGAUAGCCUAGGCCUGUGUUACUUAUUAAAAAGUGAUCUAGUAACAGUUUGAUGGACAGGCGGUGUAUGUGUGCUGAACAUGCGCGUUACGAAAAAUGCUCACGCUCAUGAGCACCUGAACGGUCAAAUACAUUUCAAAAUUCCACCGAAAUACCUGUUUUUGUGAGAUAUUCAUGUAAAUGCAGGGAGAGAUGCCAAAAGUGAACAUAAACAGUGUAGAGAAAAGUGGAUUUAUUCUAAAAUGUAAGUAUAGAUGUAAGCCGUUAGUCCUGCUGCCGUCUAAUGUGUUAUUGUAAUAAUCAAACAAACAACAAAAAAACACUCACUGCCCUCGAAUGGGUAACUUUAGUAGCUUUAAGGGAUUCAUGUAUUAUAAUCAUACAGUGAAGACCAGUAGUUGUUUUAUGUUGCAUUUCAUUCUGAAUGUUAACUUGAAUACUUGAUAGUCUACUGCUGAAUUUUCUUCAUUUGUAUUUUUUCUAUUCAUUGCUGUUUUUUAUUGUUAUUUUAUUUCUGACUGUUCUUGAAUAAUUACUAAGAAUUUGAAACCAUUCUUCCAUAAUUAAUAUAUUAGUGUAAUUCUUUGUUGUGGUUUUGAAGCUGGUAAUGAGAAUUAUAAAAUUUCACUACCGACUAUUGACAUUUUGGUAUUGUGAUAAUGUAUAGCCUUUAUUGUACAUGGUAGAUCUUGCUGCAAUAACAUGAUGAAAAAUUAGAUCUCAUUCCAUAGAAGUGUGAACAUCCCUGCUGUUAAUGGUGAUGGAGGCUUUUCUUUAUUUGACUACCAUACAUAACAUAAAAUAAUUAUCAUAUGACAAUGGCCUCCUCUAGCCAGUCCAGAGAAUUGAGUUGAUUGCAUAGGUGCACUAUUAGGUUGGGCAUCGGUCAUGUCAAAGUUUAUGCAGUAUAUGUUUCUAAAAUUAUGUUACUUGAACAUGUAACUUAAAUGUCCUUUUUUCUCUCCAGACAAGUAACUUUUACUCUGACAAGCUGAUGACCAAUUUAAUUGCCCUGAGGACAAACACAGGACAAUGCUUAAUGUUGAGCCCUGGCUCAAAUGUUUGCUUUAGUCGAUUUUGUGUUUGGACCGAUUGUGAACUGUGUUAAACCCUGUCUUGUUUACCAUGCUUUGUGGGAUUGACUUUUUUCAUCACAAUUUAUGACUCAAUUACUUCUUGGGCACCAAAUUGUUUUGUUUAUAUGAGCACAAAGUUCUUCAUAGAUCUAGCCUCUUAAUUUUGCUCUCAAAGUGCACCAGACUGAAGCAUUUAACUUUAAUAUGUACAACAUUUUCUAACUGGGGACCCCUAGAGGUUCUGAGGUCCACCCACCAUAGUCUCACAAAAUCCUAUGAGAAACACUGUUAAUUGUCUUUUUUAUAUAUAUAAAGUACUGUGCAAAAGUCUUGGGCACAUAAGAUGUUUCACAAAAAUAUUUGUCUAAAGAUGGUUAUAUCUUCAAUCAUAUAUCGUCAUUUAUAUGCUUUAGUGUGUCAAUAGUAAAUAUAAAUUUUAGACUCCCAAACAUUCCCUUUGCAAAAAGAAAAUAUUAGAAUAGAUGAACAGGGAGUCCUGCAAUAGAUGUCUUAACCCCCAUACAGCCCCCCACUGAACAUCGUGUCAGUCUGAGAUUAAAUAUAGACACAGAAGCAAUUGAGAAGAACUGUGACAAAUUCUCCAAGAAGUUUGGAACAUCCUAUCUGCCAAAAACCAAGAAAAACUGUGUCCAGGUGUACCUAGAAUUAUUGCUGUUUUGGAAGCAACAGUUCACAUCGAAUAUUGAUUUAGCUUUUUUUUUUCUUUUUCUGUAUACUUGUAUGAUAU